AUGACUGUUGUGAGCACCUCUGACAAAUCUGGAGGAGAUCAGUACGGAGGCAACUACAAGCCACGGGCAUUGUCCAGUCUGCCAGACGCAUGGGUCCCUUAUAUCCAGCUUGCCCGUCUUUUUCCUCCAGCUGGUCUGUUUCUGAUAUACUUUCCUCAUAUAUUUGGUGUACUACAUGCUGCUAUCCGAACCGAAGCACCGUAUACCGCAGUCCUCUACGCCAGUACGAUAAUGUUCGCCGGCAGCUUUUUCUUCUCCAAUGCAAUCCACAUUUGGAAUGACCUGCUCGAUGCUGACCUAGAUGCAAAGGUUGAGCGAACAUCCAAGCGGCCAAUACCUCGCGGUUCUAUCUCACCCCUCGCGGCGUUUGUUUUCACGCUCACCCAGGGUCUGGCAACAGCCUGGUUCCUGCUCUAUAUACCAGGGGGUCUCAAAAACGGAUUCCUCUACGCAUUGCCCAGCAUCCUUGCAAAUUUAUACUAUCCUUUGGCUAAGCGACAUACCUAUUUCCCUCAGGUAAUCUUGGGGUUUUGUCUGGCUUGGGGUACUAUUAUGGGGGAGUUGAUGCUGGGUGUGCGUGCAAUCACUAUAUCCAUUCCAGACACAUUCAAAUCACUGGCCUGGGCCAAUGAAGACGUAAACUCGUCUAGUUUCUGUAUUAGCUUAGACUUAAGUGUGUUAACGCUUGUUCUCGCUGGAGUGAUAUGGGUGGUUAUUUAUGAUACGAUCUAUGCCCACCAGGACCUGCAGUCGGAUCUCCGGGUAGGGAUUAAGAGCCUAGCAGUUCUUUUACGGGACAGGACUAAAUUUGUGCUGUGGCCGCUUUUGGGGAUCAUAACCAGCUUACUUGUGGAUUGUGGUCGUCGAAGUCAUCUCGGGGAAAUUUAUUAUGUCGUUGGAGUGGGUGGCACUUUUGGAACACUGGGGUCAAUGAUCAGUCUGGUCGACCUCCGGAAUAGCCAGAGUUGCUGGUGGUGGUUCAGCAAAGGAUUUUGGUUAGUGGAUCUUCUCUAUGAUCCGAUCUGGAUACGAGCAGGCGUCUUACUCAAAUAA
This is a messenger RNA of Talaromyces stipitatus ATCC 10500, 1053 nucleotides long. RefSeq names its product prenyltransferase, putative. Gene Ontology annotation, molecular function: 4-hydroxybenzoate polyprenyltransferase activity. Gene Ontology annotation, cellular component: mitochondrial inner membrane. The transcript has 2 exons. The record is from RefSeq and is a predicted model, not a curated record. Bases 1 to 1053 code for a protein of 350 amino acids. Lineage: Eukaryota; Fungi; Ascomycota; Eurotiomycetes; Eurotiales; Trichocomaceae. Gene Ontology annotation, biological process: ubiquinone biosynthetic process.